AUGUCUUUUCGCAAGCGCAAUAUCGUCAUUGGAGCUGCCGGGUCUUCAUCUCCCAUCAUUCGACAAGAGAAGUCUCUUGCACCCGGAACCAGACCAUCUCCGUUAGAUGGACGCUUGACUACCUCUACAGGCACGCAGUCUUUGGAUCAGCUCUUGUCAGGCCAUGCUGGAAUGCCAAUGGGAACUUCCUUGCUCGUUGAAGAAACAGGAACCACGGACUUUGGAGGAGUACUGUUACGAUACUAUGCCGCCGAAGGACUUGCCCAAGGACAUCAAGUUCACCUCUUGGGGUUUGGUGAUGCUUGGAGAAGAGAGCUUCCUGGUCUCGGCAGUCCUGAUGGCUCUAAGAAGAGCAGCAGGCCAACCUCAUCAUCAGAUGAAAAGAUGAAGAUUGCUUGGCGCUACGAGACACUCGGACAGCGCAACGUGCCAGUGAGAGAUGCCCAAGCACCAACAACUCCCGGACAGACACCGAGCACGUUCUGUCAUGGCUUCGACCUGACCAAGCGUCUUGAAAACAGCGCCAUCAAGGGUCAGCUGCACACAACCCCAGUGGAAGGUCCCAUGGCAUCUCCAACAAACACGCCGUUCCGCAAGUUCAUUGCCAAUGUAACCUCCCAAAUCAAGAACUCGCCACAUUCUACAGUUCAUCGGAUCGUGGUACCCAGCCUCCUCUCGCCUACACUGUAUAAUUCUGCUGCCAGUCAACCCAAAGAGGUCCUCAAGUUCCUCCAUGCUUUGAGAGCACUCCUCCGACAACACUCCACCCAGCUUACGGCAUUUGUGACUGUUCCAGUCACUUUGUUCCCCCGAUCUACCGGACUAACGAGGUGGAUGGAGUUACUAUCCGAUGGAGUUCUCGAAUUGAUUCCUCUGCAACACCAAGCUCAGGUCGUGCGGGAGCCUGGCAACGAAGACAAGGGUCAAGGGCUACUACGCGCCCAUAGCUUACCUGUGUUCCACGAAAAGGGCGGUGGUCUGGAAGGUACCUGGAACAGGGAAAACCUAUCUUUCAAGCUGAGCAGUUCCAGUGGGUUGGUCAUUACACCCUUUAGUCUACCACCGAUUGGAGACGAGGAAGAACCAAAUAAAGCCUCCAAACCCAACGAUCACAAGAAGGAGACUUUGGAUUUUUGA
This is a messenger RNA of Fusarium mangiferae, 1137 nucleotides long. RefSeq lists its product as uncharacterized. Gene Ontology annotation, cellular component: elongator holoenzyme complex; cytoplasm; transcription elongation factor complex. The record is from RefSeq and is a predicted model, not a curated record. The transcript has 2 exons. Gene Ontology annotation, biological process: tRNA wobble uridine modification. Bases 1 to 1137 code for a protein of 378 amino acids. NCBI's taxonomy places the organism in Eukaryota, Fungi, Ascomycota, Sordariomycetes, Hypocreales, Nectriaceae.